UCUUCAUCUGCUUCUCACCUUUGCCCAGGACAGAAGCUCUCAGUGUAUGCGGGCACCAAGGGCUCUGCAAAAGUCAUUGUGCAUCCAGAUUGCCAAUGGAUUGCCCAGUUCGGGCAUUCGGGUCAACUGUAUCAGUCUAGGGUAUGUGAAUACAGAGAUGAAUGCAGAAAUCGUCCGCCAAAGGCCGGAGGUCCUUUACUAUCUCAACGAGGCACCCCCCAUGAAACGGUUCGGUCAGCAUAUGGAUCUAGCUGGUGGAUUAGUGUGGUUGAUGCCUGCGCUGCAGCAUGUGUGACCGGGGUUCAUAUUCCAAUCGAUGGGGGAUGA
Molecule: messenger RNA, 327 nt
Organism: Cladophialophora psammophila CBS 110553
Lineage: Eukaryota; Fungi; Ascomycota; Eurotiomycetes; Chaetothyriales; Herpotrichiellaceae
Exons: 2
Coding region: 47-295 (82 amino acids)
Source: RefSeq, a predicted model, not a curated record